Molecule: messenger RNA, 1456 nt
Organism: Habropoda laboriosa
Lineage: Eukaryota; Metazoa; Arthropoda; Insecta; Hymenoptera; Apidae
Product: HMG box-containing protein 4
Exons: 5
Coding region: 122-1456 (444 amino acids)
Source: RefSeq, a predicted model, not a curated record
UUUAAAAACCUCUUGGAAUUAAAUGGAGUUUAGCCAGUGAAGGAAGAUUUCUCUUGGAAAAAGUGGUCAAAGUACUCCCAAAUGUAUUUACAUCAAACGGGCAAUAAAUUUUUAGUGCGUGAUGCACGCCACUGUUCGUAAGCCCGCGAAAUCUGAGAAGACGCCGCGGCGCAAGAAGAUCGUGAAGCAACAGAGCGACGCUAUGGAUAUGUUCGUGACUCCAAAACGUCAGAAAAGUGACGAUCUAGAGGUCACGGGUAUCUCCCGCAGUGGCCGCGUGCGAAAAAAAUCUUCCAAACUCGUUGACUUUGAGUCUCCAGAUGAUUUUACGGAUAAUAAAUACAAACGUCAAAAAGCACAGCAAUUACAAACUCAACAAUUGUUGGAUAGAUACGAGUCUCAACAUAUAUCUCCAACUCAGUCUAUGCAACAUGGCAGUGGUGGAAGGCAGAGGAAAAAUUCAAAUUCAAAUUCUGGACAACAAAGAAUUAAGACAGAGCCAUUGUCAGAUAAUGAAGGGCAAUCUUCUGGUUCUGAAUCAGAUGAUCCCUCUGGGUUGAUCGAGGAUGAAAGAUACAGUAUGGAUUCUGGAAGCGAUGAUGAAGUAGAUCCUCUCAUGAUAGAUGAUAGAGAAACAGGGUUUAAAAAGCUUGAACCACCUGGCCAAGAAACACCUUCACAAGCAAAUAGUUUGUACAUGCUUGAGAAAUGUAAGAAAAAACUAAUAAUUAAAGAUGGCAAAAUAAUAGGUAGAAUGAAGGCACAACGAAAAGACAAAGGGAAAACAAGAUUUACUGCUUACAUGUUGUGGGCUAAAGAGAUUAGGCAAGAAUUACUAGAACAAUAUCCUUACAUGGAUUUUGCAGCAAUUUCUAAACGGUUAGGAGAACUGUGGGCUACAGUACCAAAUCUGGAAAAAUAUAACUGGCGCAGACGCGCAAAACGCUUGGCAGCAAAACCUCAUUCUUUACCUGCGAGUAAAGAUGAGCCUGUUUGGAAAAUGCCGCCGCCUGCUUCGCGAAAAAAAUUCAUUAAUAAAAUUGGUAAUGGAAAAGAGCAAAAGCCAGCUACUUCUAAAAAAACUAUUCAACUUGGUCUACCCUCGGUUGUAGGAAAUGUUCCGGUAUCACCACCCUCGAAUCGAACCGGAAAAGAUUUGGUUAAUGAACCAAUGAUUGGCACGGGAAUGUACAAAGUUGUUGGAACUCAUCCCAUCGAUGUAGCCGCUCAUCUAAAGCUUCUUGGCGAAAGUUUAACGAUCAUUGGUGAACGAUUAAAGGAACACGAUGGGCAAAUAGCUGUGUCUGGUAGUCUGUCGGUUUUGCUGGAUUCACUACUUUGCGCACUAGGUCCCUUAAUCUGCCUAACACAACAGGUACCCGAAACUAAUGGAGCUAAACACGAAACACUUUCGCAAAUGCUCGAUAAUAUUGCAUACCUUAUGCCUGGUUUGUAA